CGAAGGUCCAGAUGUUGAAAUGGAGGGAAGGAGUGGAGGAAAAUUCAAAAUGCCUCACAUGAAAAUGCCCAACAUUGACAUCUCUCUGCCCAAAGGAAAGAUCGAAGGUCCAGAAGUUGAAAUAGAGGGUGGCACAGGAGGAAAGUUCAAAAUGCCUCACAUGAAAAUGCCAGAUGUUGACAUCUCUCUGCCCAAAGGAAAAAUUGAAGGUCCAAAUGUUGAAAUAGAGGGAGGCACAGGAGGAAAAUUCAAAAUGCCUCACAUGAAAAUGCCAGACAUCGACAUCUCUCUGCCCAAAGGAAAGAUUGAAAGUCCAGAUGUUGACAUCUCUCUAUCAAAAGGAGAGAUUGAAGGUCCAGAGGUGGAGCUCAAAGGAGAGGGUGGAAAAUUCAAAAUGCCUCAAAUGAAAAUGCCAGAUGUUGACAUCUCUCUGCCCAAAGGAAAGAUUGAAGGUCCAGAUGUUGACAUUUCUCUGCCCAAAGGAAAGAUCGGAGGUCCAGAAGCUGAAAUAGAGGGAAGUAGGGGUGGAAAAUUUAAAAUGCCCCACAUGAAAAUGCCAAAUGUUGACAUCUCUCUGCCAAAAGGAAAGAUUGAAGGUCAAGAGGUGGAGCUCAAAGGAGAAGGUGGAAAAUUUACGAUGCCACACCUCAGCAUGCCCUCUGUUGAUAUUUCACUGCCCAAACCAAGGUUUGAAGGUCCAGAUGUUGAAAUGGAGGGAGGUACUGAGGGAAAGCUCAAAAUGCCACAUUGGAAAAUGCCAGAUUUUGACAUCUCUCUGCCUAAAGGAAAACUUGAAGGCCCAGAGGUUGAAAUAGAGGCAGGUUCGGGAGAGAAAUACAAAAUGCCUCAUAUUAAAAUGCCACAUGUUGAUAUAUCUCUACCAGAAGGAAAAUCUGGUAUAAUUGAAGGAGCAGAGUUUGAGAUUGAGGGAAGCAAACCUAAAAUACCACACAUGACAAUGCCCUCAAUAGAUAUUUCACUGCCAAAAGGAAAGAUUGAAGGUCCUGCAGUUGAAAUUAAGGGUGAGGGAGGAAAGUUCAAGAUGCCAAAAGUUGACAUAUCUCUUCCUAAAGGAAAACCUUUAAUUGAAGGUCAAGAGGUAGAGAUUAAGGGAGAUCGGGGCCAGUUCAAGAUGCCUAAUGUGGGCAUAUCUAUCCCUAAAGGAAAAACAACCGUUGAGGCGGGAGGGAAAAUUAAAGUGCCACAAGAAGAAGCUGAUGUGCAUGUUGAGGGAGAGCGCAAAGGUCCCAAACUCAAGAUGCCAACAACAGACAUUAAAGGUCCAAAAGGAGACCUGGAGCUUGAUAUAGGACUUCAUAGAGGAGAUGGCAAGAAGAACAGGCAAAAAGUUGAGCUACCUGACUUGGAUCUCAACACAGCGGGAACCAGCAGCAAAGUAAAGGGGCCUAAAGUCAAAGGAACAAAAUUCAAGAUUGGCAUGCCAAAAAAGAAAACUGGUAUAGAUGUAACAGCAGAAGCAAAAAUAUGCAAAAACUGUGGUGAUGAGGAGUUAGGUGGUCAGGACAAACACAGAUGCAAGGGUAAAGAAAGAUUUGAGUACAAGGUUGAAGUUGAAACCCAUGACAGACAUAGAGAGAACAAAGAUCGUAUUAACAUCCCAGUGUCAGAGGUUACAUUACCAAGUGUUGGUCUUAAAACCAAACAAAGCUCAGCUGAAUUAGGAACAGGGGGUGAGUCUGGCCUCUCCUCAUCUGGAGCAGAAAUCAAAGUCCCGAAGAUUCCAGACAUAGAGUUUGAUAUUGGUACAUCACAGAACGAAGAUGAGGACAGAACUGAAAAAGGCAAGAAAAUCAAAAUUCCUAAGUUUGGUGUCCCGUUACCCUCCAUCUCCUCUCCGGAGGGAAGAGUAGAUAUCUAUGGGCCAGAAAUUCAGUAUGAGGGCCCUAAAAUGCCCAAAGUAAAGAAAGCUGUCUUUGUCUUGGUAAAUCCACCUCAAACAGAUGAGGCCACUGCAUGCACAGGCCUCCCGGAAGAGGAGACAACAUAUAUGGCUGAAAAAGAGGAUGUCAAAAUGAAGAUGCCCAAAAUCAAAAUGAAGCCAAGUUUUGGGAAGUCCAAAGAUAAAUCAGCUGCUGUAAUCACAGAGAGUGAAUUAGAGGGAGAACAGACAGGAGGGAAGACGAAAAUGCCCAAAGUGUCAUUUUCUCCUGGCAAAUCAGGGUCGUUUGAUGUCACUCUAAAGGGUGAAGGUUCAAGUUCAAGUCUCAAUGGCGAAAAAGAUGCAAGUCUUCACAAGGGCUCCAAGGAUGAUAAAGGGACAUUCAGUGGCAAAAUCAAGCUUCCAAAGGUGGAGUUAACAUCUCCAUAUGGCAAAAUGGAGGACACAGGGUUGAGUGUGAAACUGGGAAAGGAUUCAUCACCAGGUGAAGCAGAGGGGGACACUAAAGGGUUUAAAAAAUCAGGCAAGAUGGCCGCCACUGGUGUUAGUGAGGAGUUCUCAAAGGAUGUGGUGUCAUCUCAUGCCAGAACAGAUAUGCUGGACAGGGACAGCUCAGAGUCCCCCGCUAGUUUUACCAUGGAGUUCAGUUCUGCAAAGGUCCAGGCUUGGAGAGAGGUCGACAGCCAAAGCAGGGAGUCUGAAGAAAGAGAAUCUUCCUCCUGGUUCAAGGUCCCUAAGUUCUCCCUGAAGCCACACUCCACAGGUUUCCUCCAGAUAACCCCAGAAGGUUCUCCUCAGGCCCAGCGGAAGGGGGAGGUAGGAGGUGAGGUUGACGUCUCGGGGUCUUUCUGCCUCCACACCUCAGGGCUUGACCUCUCUACCCAGGAAAUGUCCGAAGAGCAACAAGUCUCCUCCACCCAGGAGAGAACUGUCACCACGGUGACCAAGACCACCAGAAUUACCCGACACAUAGUAACCACUGAAGCGCAAACAGGUGAAUCUUCGCCAACCACGACAACAACUCACCAGGUGUCUGACUUCAAUUACUGAAGAUGCUGUAAUGAUAUCUUAAAUGUCUUUUAACCUUUUUGUUUUUCUUUGGUGAGGUUGCAGUGUUCUUGUAUGCUAAGCUUGCAACAUGGCAAACCUCAAUUAAGUAAAAGUCUUUAUUUUAUAUUUUAAUAGAUGAGGUAUGAAUGUGAUGCAAAAGAAUGACUUUUUAUCUAUUAGCAUCAUCGUCAUUAUAAAAGCAACAGAGUAAUAUAUGCUUCCCUUUUUUUUCCAUUUUAAAUGUGACUAUUUUUGUUACUGUUAUUUGAGUUUUGUUAGUUUAGUCCUAAUUAUUUAUCAGAUUUUGUUUGGUUUAAAAGUUUUCACUCUGAAUGUAAACAUGUCACAUUACUUUAUUAUUUAUUGUUUGUGUGUUCAAAUUGCAUUGGAAAUGAGUCAUUUAGUUGCAUUAGCAUCAUGGAUUUGACCAUGAUUAGUUCAAAAUAAUACAUUUUGAACCGUUACAGUGCAGGCCAGAGUAAUAUUCAUGUAAAUACAACUAUAUCAUAGCUUUUUUUGAAGCAGUAUCCCUUUAAUCCGAAAUGUAGUUAUUUUCAUAUUCACCAGAGUCAGGAGUAGAAAUGAUAUUUUUUGACCUGUGUUUGUCUUGAAGGAAAAGUGUGAGCUUUUUGAGAUUAUAGGUUAUUCUCAUUUUCUGCCAUAGUUUUAUAUUUUAAGCAUUUAGCUGGUGCUGUUACCCAGAGAUAGUCACAGUGAGUGAGCAGGAUACUCUGGACUCUUUUUUUUUGCUGUGGGGAUCAAAUCUGUGACCCUCUGGUUACAGGUUGCUCUCAAACAUUUACUGUAGCCCACCCUGCUGCUAAUCUAUUUUAUAUUUGUUUUUACUGUACACUGCCAGAAGAAGACACCGCUGUAUAUUCUGUGAUUGGGGCUUUAGCUUCAAGACACAACUCCUGACUGAAUUUUUGAAACUCAGCUGUGAAGUAUGUUGAGUUUCAAAACAUCAGCAGAGUGCUGGGAGGAAAUUUGUGGAUUGAGGGGUAUUGUUGGGUGCUUACAUGAAAUCAGGGAGAGGAGUUUUAAAGGUAAAACAUUUUCUCUUGAAACAUAGCCCUCUAAAAUGUUACUAUCAGGCUGCUACAAUGACAGACUGGCUCAGGAGUGGUGAGCCUCAAUAUUGUACAAAAGCCAACACGUAACAAAAUAUGCACUCUGAAAACCGAAGAGAGGAGCUCAAGAACAAGAGGACAAAGGCACCUUCUGAUUAAAAUGUCUUUGAUAAUCUGACAUUCUUGUGUUUAUUGUAUGAAUAUUACUGAUGAUGUUACAAAAUAAUGUUAGAUGCCAAAAUGUCAGAUUGAUAAAAGCAUUUUUAUUAAGUGCCUUUACCCCUUAUUUUUCAAAAAGUGUGUCCUCCAUUUAAAGUAUAAACUGCUUUGAAAUGGAGGGAGAAAAGCCUCUUGCUGUAUUUCAGAUAUUUAUUUUGUUGUCUCUACAUUGAGACAUUUAAGUUUCAUUCCCAAAUGCAGAACCUAUCAUUUGAGAAAAAAACAUUUCUGGUAUUAAAUGAAAACAUACUUUUUAAAACUACUGAUGCUAUACAUUACUCUUAGCCAUUACGAUUACCAUUUCACAGAUUACAAUCAUCUACUUUUUCAAAAUAAUGAGCUACUUUUCAAGUGGAAGUAAAGCAUUUAAGAAUGGAGACUUUUAACUAAACUUGGUUUACUUUACUUGGUUGGUAGACAGAAUGACAACGUGUCAUAAAAUGCAUGAAGGAAUCCUGACAAAUCUUCUCCCACACUUUUUCCAUUAACAACUUUAACACUAUGCCUGUUUUAAAGGAACGAUAUAGACAAUAGAUUUCUAAAAAGCCGAGAAGAGAUAGUGACACGUUAUGGUAACACACGCUGAGUAGCAUCUAUGUGUAUUGAGAUUUUUACCUUUCUAUUUUAAUCAAGUCUUCGAAUUUCUUUUCGAUUAUAAGGGUUUCAGUGCCAAGUGUUUUUGUCAAAGCUGCAAUGGAGAGAAUGUUGGUUACAAUGUUACAUCAAUAAAAUAAUAUU
Epinephelus moara (kelp grouper) is the source of this 4977-nucleotide messenger RNA. Its product is annotated as neuroblast differentiation-associated protein AHNAK-like. Bases 20 to 2950 code for a protein of 976 amino acids. NCBI's taxonomy places the organism in Eukaryota, Metazoa, Chordata, Actinopteri, Perciformes, Serranidae. The record is from RefSeq and is a predicted model, not a curated record. Gene Ontology annotation, biological process: regulation of RNA splicing. The transcript is spliced from 2 exons. Gene Ontology annotation, cellular component: nucleus; cytoplasm; costamere.